Messenger RNA from Astrephomene gubernaculifera, 1674 nucleotides. Lineage: Eukaryota; Viridiplantae; Chlorophyta; Chlorophyceae; Chlamydomonadales; Astrephomenaceae. The record is from the annotation of a GenBank genome assembly.
GUGCGGGUUCGCGACACAGCAGGUCCACCUUCAGGUCCAUCGUGUCCAGCAGCAAGGGCGCCGGCGCGCCGCCCCACGACCCCUCCCACGUCGCCGUGCCACUGCACGAGGCGUGGCAGGCGCUGCUGGAGGGCUUCCUGCCGCACCUGCUGGCGGAGGCGGAGGGGGCGGCUGGGUGGCUGCUGCUGUGGAAGGGGGAGGAGGAGGCGGCUCGAGGGCAAGGAGGCGCGAGAGGCGGCGGUCGGAGUGGCGGCGGGGGCGGCGGCAAGGCGGGAGGCAAGCGGCACAAGAAGGGCAGACGGCGGCGGAGAGCGGCCGAGGAGGAGGAGCAGGAGGAGGAGGGGGAGCAGGAGGAGGAGGAGGAGGGGGCUGGGGAGGACCUGCAGCCCCAACAGCGGCGGUCGUUAUCUCGGCAGGGGCGGGAGGUGAUCGCUGCCCUGCUGGCGGGGGUGGACACGGAGUUCAUGGCUCUCGCGGACCUCGCCGCCAAGUCGCAGCAGGUCAUGUGCCUGCCCAUGAUGGCACUCGCCACCGCCUGCAUCGGAGCGCUGGUGACCCGCGGGUCAGUCGCCGCGCCGCUGCGGGCCGCACUCGCCACCUGCCACGCGCGACUGCGGGGCCACUUCGGUCGCUUCGUUGAGGCGCAGCGGGCGGCGGUUGACUCGUACGGCAGUCGGUUGGCGGCUGGCGGCAGCGUCAAGUCGUACCACGUGAUCAACUUUGUUUCCCAAUUCGCGCUCAUGGCUCAUCACAUUGAGGUCAUGUUGUCGGAGGGGGCGGAUGCCCUUCUCUCGCAGCUCUCCGGCGGUGUCGCCUCCGCUGCCGCCACUGCCGCUGCUGCAGCAGCAGCCCUUGCCACUGGGGGUGGCGGCAGCGAUGGCGAGGAGGGAGACGAGGAGGAGAACGAGGAGGAGAACGAGGAGGAGGAGGAGGAGGAGGGAGCGCGGCGGAGGGAUGUGUUGUUGGCUGCGGCGACCUGGCAGGUACGGCCCGAGGUGGAUGCACUGUACGGCAGCCUAGUGGGCCUCAUGUUCGGCUCCUUGGAGCGCAUCGCGGGGGCGGACGCCAAACACGGUGACCGCUUCCGGGCGGAGAAUUACGGCUAUUUUGUGGAGGCAGUACGGCCGCUUGUACGACACGUGGCCUCUUUGGAGCCGUACAUGCUGCAGGCGGAGGCGAAGCAGGAGGAGUCCAUCCGUCGCUACGUGUCCGCCCAGCUGCAAUACACCAACCUGGGUCGGCUGGGGGAGGCGGUGGGGCGGCUGGAGGGGCUGCUGGCGCUGCUGGCGCCCAGGGAGGUGGCGUACCAGGCGGGCUGCUCGGCGGGCGAGAUGCGGGCGCUGAUUGCGGCGUGCGGCAAGGAUGCCGACAAGAAGAUCCAGAAGAUGUACGGCCGCGUGCGGCGGCACCUGGGCACCAGCGGGCUGGCCUUCCGCGUGUGGGAGCGCAUCUACGAGGAGCUCAUGAACACGUACCGGCGGUUGGAGGAGCAGUUGGGGCUGUGCUACCCCUCCCUGCAGCUCGACCCCGCCCCGGAGCAGCUGGCCGAGCUGUUUCGAAGCGUGGUGGGGCCAGCAGCUGCCUCGCCGUGAGGAUGGUGCAGGGAUGCUGGUGUGGCUUGUUGCAUGAUCGGGAGGGAUCCGGGAUUGCAUGCGCGGAUUGGAAGUUGCAGGA